This is a messenger RNA of Closterium sp. Naga37s-1, 1182 nucleotides long. Lineage: Eukaryota; Viridiplantae; Streptophyta; Zygnematophyceae; Desmidiales; Closteriaceae. The record is from the annotation of a GenBank genome assembly.
AUGGGAAGCGGCGCGGGUCGAGGGAGGAAAGGCGGACCGACGGGUCGUCGACACUUCUCGACAGUCGAGGAAAUGAAAUCAGGCACGUCAUCUGAGCCUAAGUGGAAGCAGCGGCGGAAUCGGGAUCAGGAGGACGACCCUGAGGAGGAAGGGGAGGAGGGGAGCAGUGAGGAGGAGUCGGAAGAGGAGGGGGAGGAGAAGCACAAGGGCGUGGCGGGGCUGAUCGCUGUGGAGAAUCCCAAUGCGCCAAGAAAGGCCGCGGUCAAGAUUUCCCAGGCGGAUACCAAUGCCACCACGCAACUCUCUCGCCGUGAAAGGGAGGAGAUAGAGAAAGAGAGGGGAAAGGAGCGAUACAUGAAGCUGCAGGAGCAGGGCAAGACAGAGCAGUCCAAAAAGGACCUUGAGCGCUUGGCUCUUAUUCGCCAGCAACGGGAAGAGGCGGCUAAGAAGAAAGAGGAGGAGCGAUUGGCGCAAAAGGUGAAACUUAGCCGAGUUGCUGCUCGAGCUGAGUCAGCAGGAUCAGGGAGCGGGAAUGGCGGCGGAAAUGACAGCGCAGAAACCGUCCCAGAGCAGCGGCAAUCCGAAAACGUUUCAGAGGUCGAGCCUAUCAAGGUGGAGGUCUCGCCGAACCUGACCAUCGCGCUCGGCGACGAGGUUCGGCGGUUGGCAGCAGGUGCGGACGGAGGUUCGGAGGGAGCAGCCAGGGAGAGCGGUCUAAGUCUGAUCGAGCAGAAUGAACGGAGAAGGCAAGCUCGAAAGGCCGCUGCCGCCGCCGCCGCUGCUGCUGCUGCUGCUGCUGCUGGCGAUUCCUCUGCUUCAGCUGAUCUUCCUUCUACAGUCUCGCUUGUAGAUUCGUCAAGAAGUGGGGAGGCACCAGCAGCAGCAGCAGCAGCAGCAGCAGCAGCAGCAGCAGCAGCAGCAGCACCAGACUCAACAGCACCAGCAGCAGCAACAACGCCAGGUGAAACGCGCGCUUUCAUCGCUGACGAGGCGGCGUACGUAUCCAUGGUGAAACGCGCCGCGGCUGCCACGUCAGCUUGGCGGCAGGCGGUACCGUUUCCCCUGAGUGAUUUCUUCUUCGAUCCUGACGGAGUGGGCUUUAAGAGGGGGAGGGAGGAAGAAGAACGGCUGAUUCAUGACAUCUAUUUCAAGGUACGCGUGAUGUGCUGUCGUGAACUUUAA